AGAGAAAACUAAAUUCAAUAUGGCGGCAGCCAGGCAUUCAGAAACAAGAAAGCUCCGCAGAGGCAAAGAAGGCACCCAAUUCAGCUCUCAAUUCAUACAGACACGAUCAGGAAGGCAGCUUGAAAAAGCUUGCGGUGAACAAUAUCCAAUAUUAAGACGAGUAAGAAAACCAAAGUCCCACUUAAACGCGGAAGAGGAGAAACAAAGUUGGGUUAACAGUGAAAUACACAAUGAUCGAAGCGUAACCACGGAUUCUACUCACUUGGAGUUUCUUAGGUACACGAAUUGCCCGACAUCAAAGUUACUGAUCACUGCGGAGAGCAUGGAGGUAGAAGAGAGACAUGCAAUGGGAAAUACAGUAGAUAACCCUCCAUUGUUUGACGGUGAAAAAGACUUCACAGAACACAAACGUGCACGGCGGACGCGAGCGCGGCAUACGUCAAUGCUGGAACGUCUGGCGCCCACACCUGGGUACGUUGAUAAAACGCCUGUGGACUUUGAGGGCGGUUCUCUGGCGCAGAGGCGAACGCCGCGAAUGGCGAGUUUGAACGCUGCGGCGAAAGUAAAUGUCUUUUUUGAACCUUCAAGUCCCUUGGCUGGACGGAGUAUGUUUGAAAUUCAACAGCACGCGACAAAGAAACCUCCUGGAAGGCUUUCAUCAGAAAGGAAGCUCUCAGACAGAUCGAAUUCGAGUUCUAACGCGGCAUAUGGAGUCGACAUAAAAUUUGAUCGAGAGGAUUUUCCUGAGGCAGACGUGUUUCUACAGAGUGAAGUUACUUCCACAUGGGAUCCACCGGCGGGUGCUGGAGUGAUCGUCAGUCCUAAGGGACUGGGCAGCAAUCUCCAUACGGAACCUGCUGCUAAUAAUUUAGAAUUUGUUGCAAAUGGACACAAUGCGGGGAAAGAGAACCACAAGCGAAAACCGGAGGCAGAUUCGACCUCUGAAGGUGAUAGGAAAACGAAGAGGAUGUUCCUGGAAGGCAGUAAUGAGACAGAUAAUACUGCAGAGAAAGAAGAACUGAUGGAGUUUGAAGACGAGCAAGAAGAUAAGGACAUAGAAUGCGACACAACUACUGACUCACCACCAAAGACAAUGGUGGACGUGUGUAUCCAAGUAGACCUUCCACGUCCCCCGCUCAAACAUGUGCGUGUGCUCUCUGUACCAAUCAAAGGACAGCUUGUUACGUCAGGCGGUCCAGUACCCUUCACAAAGAGUCACUUGGUCACGCCUGUUACGCCAUCUAAACCUCCACCUGAACUUAAAAUGAGUAAGACGGCCACUACCAAGCGUGCUGUCGGGCUCAACCAUCAGGCCAUGGAGAACACAUUUUCCGCAAACGAUGGGCCCCUUGGCCGCUUUAAAUCAGUGAGCGGAUUGAUUAACGAGCGCAGUAAGGCCAGGAAAGCCAAAGAAUUCGUCAAUAAAAUGUCCGAGUCCUCAUCUUCUGUGAAGCUCAAGAUCCCUAAAAUAAACUUUGCGGCGACUUCCACGUCUACUAUGAGCGCGGGACGAAGCCGACCUGCGGGAAACCCGUUAAAGAGCAUUCAGCUAAAGAGCUUGAAUAUUCAUCUUGAGAAGCUGGCUGCCGAACGAGCCCGCGCGGAACCCAAACAACCCAAGAGAACGAAUGGUUGGAUGUUCAUUGGCGAUCCUAUAGACAAACCGUAUUGCUACGACGAGACUAUAGUGAUACGGCGUUACUACAGCGGUGUUCAGCGUGGAGAUGAGAUCAUCAAUGUACGUGACUCGGUUCUUCUCAAAUCAGGAACCCGGAAGAAGGAUCCACCUUUCGUUGCACGUGUUUCAGGGCUGUGGGAAGAAGAAGAAGGUCCGAACGCUGGCGAGAUGAUGAUGAGUGUGUUUUGGUAUUAUCGACCUGAGCAGACUGAAGUCGGGAGAAUUCCAAACUUUCAUGGCGAUAUGGAGGUGAUGGCAUCGAGACACAAAGAUGAUAACAGUGUAGCGUGUAUUGUAGACAAGUGCUACGUUCUGAGUUAUCCCGAAUACUGCAGGUUCCGUGCUCUUAACAGACUCUUUCGUGAAUUCAGAGAAGCUCCACUGUCUCCGGUUCCCCCAGGAGAAAGUACAAAGCCUGGCUCGGUUCCUCAGCCUCGAACAGAUCCCAAUCUAGUGUUCUUCUGCCGGCAGGUGUACGAUUAUCGUAUGGGUAGAAUCAUCAAAAACCCCGUGUGAUAUACUCCAGGAAUAACGAACUGGAAUUACCGUAGUUGUGGUGUGUGAUCUCAAUAUAAAUCACUGUGAUUACGUCUCAUUCUCGGGCAAAUCCUUUAACAUUACUGAACAAAUUCCUAUGAGGCAAAUAGCCAAGGCGAUUUAUGUGAUGGUCGAAUUCGAGUAGCCUUCGUUAAGAACGAAAAUUAUACUUGAUUACGAAACUUCAGGAGUUCAUUAAAAUAGGAUUUGCCUCUGAUAAUGCUUGAUAAUCGUAAAUUCUGACACGUCAGUUCUCUCCUGUUGUUUGAUUUAUACCAUUUGUGUCUAUUUAACCAGAAACUCGCUCAAAGCAAAUCUGUACACAGAAUUAUUUAUAGAAGGCAACUAAAACAGUUCACCUACCUUGAUAAUUGUGAAAUACAGUAUGCUUCUUGUAAAAUUA
Molecule: messenger RNA, 2618 nt
Organism: Stylophora pistillata
Lineage: Eukaryota; Metazoa; Cnidaria; Anthozoa; Scleractinia; Pocilloporidae
Biological process (GO): heterochromatin formation; negative regulation of DNA-templated transcription
Cellular component (GO): chromatin silencing complex
Molecular function (GO): transcription cis-regulatory region binding; chromatin binding
Source: RefSeq, a predicted model, not a curated record